Molecule: messenger RNA, 2592 nt
Organism: Drosophila bipectinata
Lineage: Eukaryota; Metazoa; Arthropoda; Insecta; Diptera; Drosophilidae
Gene: Suv3
Product: Suv3 helicase
Biological process (GO): mitochondrial RNA 3'-end processing; RNA catabolic process
Cellular component (GO): mitochondrial degradosome
Molecular function (GO): hydrolase activity, acting on acid anhydrides; RNA helicase activity; ATP binding
Source: RefSeq, a predicted model, not a curated record
AGUGACGUCACGCAAAGCGUAAGCCCCCACCUUAAAAACAGCUGAGCCUCAGCUGCACUGCCGCCCGCUAUGUUAUAUCAGAACCAACAACGUGGAUUGAGUUCCUUGCGAUUUUCGCCAAUUUUCUGAAUUAAAAUAAGUCUGAAUUUCUCUGGACACAUUCUGCUAUGCAGCACUCGAAGCGCUGCAUUAGCCUGUUGGGCGUCGUGCGGCAACCCCAUUGCCUGCGUCCGUGUUUCUGGGCAGCACCUGGUAUCCGGCAAUUUCACCGGUCAACAAUUGGGUAUGCUCGAAAAAAGCAAGAGACUAACGUCUCCGCACUUUUUAAGCCGGUUCAAGUGCAGGCCAAUGUCGAUGCCGAGGACGUAGGCUCAGAGCUAGUUGGUAAACUGGAGAAGGCGGAGCUGCUGAAGAUCCUCAACAAGUUUACUCAACGCCGGGAAGUGAAAAUUUUAUGCAGUGAGAAUGGAUUGGAUUCCUAUUUGCAGCAACAGGCUUUUGGUUCCUUUCGACGAUAUUGUAUCGAGGCAGAGAAUCUCCCCGUGGACCUGCACAUAACAUUCAGUGACAUAAUGCAAGGAGCAGGACACAUCGACGAUAUAUUUCCUUACUUCCUCCGCCAUGCCAAAACCGUGUUCCCGCAUCUUGAUUGCAUGGAUGACCUGAAAAAGAUAUCCGAUCUGCGACAGCCCGCCAACUGGUACACGAAUGCCCGCGCCAUUACCCGAAAAAUAGUUUUCCACGCCGGACCUACCAACUCCGGCAAGACGUAUCACGCCAUGGAGAGAUACCUGACUGCCAAGUCCGGUGUCUACUGUGGGCCACUCAAGCUACUCGCCACUGAAGUGUUCAACAAGGCGAACGAAAGAGGUACUCCUUGCGACUUGGUCACUGGCGAGGAGAGAAAGUUUGGCAUAAGCGAGGGCUCCCCCGCAAACCAUGUGGCGUGUACGGUGGAAAUGACCUCAGUUAACACUCCUUAUGAAGUUGCUGUAAUCGAUGAAAUUCAGCAAAUCCGCGACCCUCAACGUGGCUGGGCAUGGACGCGGGCGUUUCUAGGAUUAAUUGCCGAUGAGGUGCACGUCUGUGGUGAGGCCGGGUCAUUGGGACUCCUGGAGAAAAUUUGCGAAACCACCGGAGAAACGGUUGAAGUGCGACGUUACGAUCGACUUACCGAGUUAACCGUGGAAAACACAGCUCUGGGAUCCCUGGACAACGUCGUACCGGGCGACUGUAUUGUCUGCUUUAGCAAGCAUGAUAUAUACACAGUAUCUCGCGAAAUCGAGGCCAGAGGAAAGGAGGUAGCCGUUAUCUAUGGAGGCCUGCCACCAGGAACCAAGCUCGCACAAGCCGCUAAGUUUAAUGAUCCCGCCAAUAGUUGUAAAGUUAUGGUAGCCACAGAUGCGAUUGGAAUGGGUUUGAACUUGAGCAUACGCCGUAUUAUAUUUUACUCCUUGGUGAAGCCGACGAUGAACGAGAAGGGUGAGCGUGAGAUCGAUACAAUCUCAGUGUCGUCCGCUCUUCAGAUAGCCGGGCGCGCUGGUCGGUUCCGGACGCAGUGGGAACAUGGUUUUGUUACCACCUUUAAGCCAGAAGAUCUGCAGACCCUGCAUCGCAUAUUAUCACAAACACCUGAUCCUUUAAAACAGGCUGGCUUGCAUCCCACUGCCGAUCAAAUAGAACUAUAUGCCUACCACCUGCCGAACUCCACUCUGAGCAACCUUAUGGACAUAUUUGUGAAUUUGUGCACAGUCGACGACUCGUUGUAUUUUAUGUGCAAUAUCGAGGACUUUAAGUUCCUAGCUGAGAUGAUACAGCACGUGCCUCUACCUCUGCGAGCUCGCUACGUCUUUUGCUGUGCGCCCAUCAACCGAAAAAUGCCAUUUGUGUGUUCGAUGUUUCUCAAAAUAGCAAGGCAGUAUAGCCGCAACGAACCCAUCACUUUUGAUUUUAUCAAAAAGAACUGUGGCUGGCCUUUCAAGCUGCCAAAAACCAUCCUUGACCUUGUACACUUGGAGGCAGUAUUUGACGUGAUGGAUCUAUACCUUUGGCUAAGCUACCGGUUUAUGGACCUAUUCCCGGAGGCUAAUAACGUGCGAGAGGCCCAAAAGGAGUUGGACGAGAUCAUUCAGCAAGGAGUCUUCCAAAUAACUCGGCUACUCAAGAACACUGAGGCCAACCAGGACGGAGAUGUGUCGAGCUACACAGUGCGCCGCAUAACACAUACCAAAGAACCUCGUAUUCCCAGCUCGUCGCGGGGCCGGCUUACGGAACGGUUGCUUGCUCAGGGCCUUCUGACGCCGGGAAUGCUAAGUGAGUUGCGCAAGGAGUGGGACGCCCAGCAAGGCGGCCAAUCUAGUGGGGGCCAAUCCAAGGAGACUCAGGACACAAACACAGAUAGUGACGACGAGGAUAAUUUAUCCGGAAACAGUAAGAAGCUGAGGCGAAAGCGCAAAAAAUAAGUGAUAAGUUUUAAGUGAUAGACGGUAGACUAGGUAUAAGCUUUAUGUAUAGGUCAGUUGUUUUAUAUAAUAUAUUUUUAUUUUAAGUGGCAAUUAUGUAAUAUUAAAAUUAUUUUUUGAUAAUCAACGA